AUGUUCAUUCCGAUACAUUAUAGACUGCUGGUCUCCAUAGACGCCAUCCAGGAAGGACUCCACCUCUCUAAAACUGGCACUCAAAGCCUGCCUCGUGCUUUUUCAAGCUUUAGCAUUCAACACAGAAAACAACAUCCCCACGGUCAGCCAUGGUGGUCAGAAUGUAAAGCUUUGGGAGUGUUUUUCAAACAAUACUGUGUCUGUCUUACAGGACAAAGUCAUCACUCUCCAGAGCUGAGGAUUGUGUUGAUUAGUGGAAGAGAUAUAAACGGAAUUUGUAGCAAUAAGAGCGCGACUGGCAACAUCAUACUGGGUAAAAAUGUUUUUGAUACCAACAGAAGAACUGCCCAGAGUGUGGCGAGGCAGCAGGAGGUCCAUGGCAGACAGGUCACCGUGGUCGAUACCCCCAGCUGGUGGUGGCACUACCCAAGAGAAAACACCUCAAAGCUGGAUCAGAUAGAAAUCCAGAACAGCAUCUAUCUGUGUCCACCGGGGCCUCAUGCCUUUCUUCUAGUUAUUCCUUUUGAUUCAAGCUUUUCUGAGAUCAACAAAACAUCACUGCAAGAGCAUCUAAAACUUCUCCCCGAAGGAGUGUUUGAUCGCACCAUUGUUGUGUUUACUGCAUUUACUCUAUGUAGUGAUGAAAAUGUGGAAACUGACAUCAGGAGGAGCCCAGUACUGCAGUGGAUCCUUCAACAAUGCAGAGGCAGAACACAUGUUCUCUGUAGUUAUACCCAAGAUAGCACUCAAGUCAUCACGCUUUUUAAGAAAAUAGAGGCAAUGGUGGCAGAAGAUGGAGGCAGUAACUUUUGUGUUGAUGCUGCCAGUGGAAAUGCUCUGAGAGAAGAAAUGAAUGUCUUGGCUAAAGCAGCAUCAGAGAGGUGUGACGCAGCGCAAACACAGAGAAGGAAGCUCAAAGCUCUGAUUGAAGGUGGCAAAACCCCACCGACACAUUUAAAACUAGUGAUGGUUGGUGCGCAGUGGUCAGCAAAGAGCUCGGCAGGCAACACCAUCCUGAGAAAGCAAGAGUUUGAUGUUCAUCACAAAAGAAGAACAAGAACAACGCAGUACUGUGAAAUAAGACACAGCAUGGUGGCAGGCAGGCCGGUCACAGUGGUAGAUUCUCCUGGCUGGCUCUACAACUACACCCUUCAGGACACCAGUGAAAUGGAUAAACUGGAAAUACAGAAUAGUAUCAACAUGUGCCCUCCAGGUCCCCACGCAGUGCUCCUUGUGAUUGGCUUGACAUCUGCCUUCAAUGCAUCGUAUCAGAGAGCAGUCCAGGAGCACAUGAGUCUGUUCAAGGACAAUAUCUGGAAGCACACGAUUGUUCUGUUCACUAGAGGCGACUGGCUGGGAGUGAAGACUGUGGAAGAGCGCAUUGAGAGUGAGAAAGGUCUGCAGUGGCUCGUGGAGAAGUGUGGGAACAGGUAUCACGUCCUGGACAACAUGAACUCCAGAGAUGAGAGGCAGGUAGAGGAGCUCCUUCAGAAGAUUGAAGAGAUGUUGGCAGGAAACAACAAUCUUUACUAUGAAAGUGACCUGCACAGUGAAAUAAAGCUGAAGGACAUGAAGGAGACUGGAGAGAAGAUGGCUCAAAGGAUUAGGCAGACAACUGAAAGACAGUCGAGAAUGCUGAGAGAGUUGUUUAAAGGGGAGAGGCCACCAGUCACUGACAUGGGAAUUGUCCUUAUUGGCAGAAAAGAGUCAGGGAAGAGUAUGGCAGGAAACCGAAUCUUUUUGACAGAGAUUUUUGAAAAGGCCUGGUUGAAGAAGGAAUUCCAAGAUGAGAGAAAAAACAAAAAGUGUGUAAAACAUCAGGAACAUCUAUAUGGAGUAAACAUCACAGUGGUUGAGGCGCCCGGCUGGGAUAAGGACACAACACCAUCUGAAGAGCUCAUAACUGAAGUCCAACAAAGUGUCUCCAUGUGUGCUCCAGGCCCCCAUGCCUUUCUCUUGGUUGUUCCCAUUUCCAAAGCAUUUACAGAGAAAGAUUACAAAGCAGCGGUCAUGCUCUUGAUGCCGUUGGGUGAGAGGGUCUGGAGACACUGCAUGGUGCUGUUCACCUGGGGAGAUUGGCUCACCAGCAGACCCAUCGAGGAGCACAUCGCCAGAGAAGGCAAGCCCCUCCAGCUGCUUGUGGAAAGGUGUUGGAACAGAUAUCAUGUUAUCAGCUGCAAUCGCUUUACUGAUCCUUUUCCAGUGAUAGAGCUGUUGCAGAAAAUUUAUGACAUGACAGCACGAAACAAGGGACAAUGCUUCACCACUGACGGCCAGCAAAAGAAGACACAGAUACUGCCAUGGAGUGCAAGAAAGAGUCUGACAGAAGAGGAGUGGAACAGAAGGGAGGAGGAGCUAGUAGACCGAAUGUUGAAAGCCAUAGCGAAUGAGCCCGAGGUACCAACUUUUCCAUCUGUGAGGACAGCAGGAAGCAUUGAUCCAGCUUACCUUCCAAACAUGAGCGGAGACGUGCCCUCCAACUUUGGGGGCGCAUCUGAUCUUCUGAGAAAGAACCUCCACGUGUCUCAAUGGCUCAACACUGGAGGUGGAACAUCUGAAGCCACCUCUGGGUUUGGAAGCAUCGGUCACCCAGUCAGUCACUUGGAGGACUUGGAUGAGUGAUCUUAAAUCCAUGAUUGAAAUCAUCAGCCAAGAGAAAGACAUCAUAGUCAUUCAUUGUACCUGAGUGAACACUGUUCAACAGAUACUGGCGCGACUAAACAUCUAUAACCAGUGGUGUUCAUUUCUGACGCUAUCUCUGCUCUUUUAACAAACAUAAAUGUAAUUUCUUUGAUGUUAACCUGUUAUAUCAGAAUAACUGUUAUUGUGUAGGUGAUGGAAAUUCCAGUCUAAUGUAAAAAUAGUGAUGUGGUAUGCAUUCAACAAAUGGGUCAUUUACUGUAUUCUUCAGUGAUGAAAAGUUCAGUUCUGCUCUAAUUAUUAGUUAUGACGCCCACUCUACAGAUUUUAAUUAAUAACACAAAAUAGAAUCAACAAAUACGUUUCUUAUGGGAUAAGAUAGGACAAGAGAAAACUUGAAUUAUAAUUGAGAGAAAUUUUUACACAACAGCAUAAAAAUUAAAUAAAAUUAACCACAUCUUUACCAGUUAUUUCGCCAGUUGUA
Molecule: messenger RNA, 3124 nt
Organism: Acanthochromis polyacanthus (spiny chromis)
Lineage: Eukaryota; Metazoa; Chordata; Actinopteri; Pomacentridae
Product: GTPase IMAP family member 8-like
Exons: 5
Coding region: 1-2622 (873 amino acids)
Molecular function (GO): GTP binding
Source: RefSeq, a predicted model, not a curated record